Molecule: messenger RNA, 1716 nt
Organism: Polistes canadensis
Lineage: Eukaryota; Metazoa; Arthropoda; Insecta; Hymenoptera; Vespidae
Product: dehydrogenase/reductase SDR family member 7
Exons: 8
Coding region: 418-1404 (328 amino acids)
Source: RefSeq, a predicted model, not a curated record
AUAUAGAAAUUGACAAUAGAAGAAGAAUAUAUAUCUUUAUUUUAACACAGUAUUGUCAUUGAAACAGAUAGUUUUUCUAUAUAUCGUUACAUUGACCUAAUUUCGUUUUUUUUUUUUUUUUAAUUUAAACAUACAGAAAACAAUAAAGUGGGAGAGAAAAUAUUGCUUCGUUCCAAAGUAUUUCAUGCAAGGUCUCUUUCUCUCUCAUUCCCCCUGCCCCUUCCAUCAUCACCCAAAAGUUUAUCGUUUUUGUAUAGUAAUGUUUUAAAAAGCAAGAAAGCAUAUUAAAUACUUGAGAUAAGGAGUUUUUCGUGCAAAGUUAGCACAUAAGAAUUUUUAAUAAGCUUCAUUUUAUCAUAUGCCAGUUUUUCAGUCAGAAAUAAUAGCAUCGUAAAAAUUGAGGAUUUACUUACAAAAAUGGAUUUCUUAGCAUUUAUUGGGCUCAUUAGUAUCUUUAUUGUUCUCCUACAUUUGAUUUAUCCCUGGUUUUCGGAUUGUAAUAUGCAACUUGCAUUUCUAGAAAAAUUUGGAAAACCUAUAAGUUCGUUAAAGGGUAAAGUUGUCUGGAUAACCGGUGCUUCCAGUGGAAUCGGAGAACACUUGGCUUACGUAUUAGCAAAAGCUGGAUGUAAAUUAAUAUUGUCUGCUAGGAGAGAGUUACUAUUGCAAAAUGUUAAGAAAGCUUGUUUGGAAGGAAACUCUUACUUGAAAGAUGAUGAUGUGUUAGUUCUUGCAUUAGAUAUUUGCGAUAUUAAUUUACAUCAGAAAGCAUUUGAUACAGUUAUUGAAAAAUUCGGCAAGCUUGACAUACUGGUUAAUAAUGCUGGACGAAGUCAGAGGGCACAUUGGGAAAACAUUGAUAUCAAUGUAGAUAGAGAAAUCUUCGAGUUGAAUGUAUUUUCUCAUUUAUCAUUAACUCGAAUAGCCAUGAAAUAUUUCUUACAAAAUAAUCUCGGCCAGAUUGUAGUUGUAUCUAGUAUAUCUGGAAUUUUUCCAGUUCCUUACUCGGCAAGUUAUACCGGUAGCAAGCACGCUUUGCAUGGUUACUUUAAUUCCUGUUCUGUAGAAAAAAUAGGGCAGAAUUUUCCUUCUAUAACUAUGAUAUGUCCUGGGCCGAUUCAAACAAACUUUUUGCUGGAAGCUUUUACAGAAAAAUCAGGACAGAAAUUUGGAAUAAAAACGGAUAAGGCUGAUAAUAAAAUUAGUGCCAAUCGUUGUGCUACAUUAUCAGCAAUAGCGAUUGCAAAUGAAGUUUCCGAAGCAUGGAUUUCACAUUCAUUUGUAUUAUUCUUAUCAUAUGUAUUAAAAUAUUAUCCAAAUGUGGGCUCAUGGAUUAUAAUGAAGUUUGUGGGCAAACGAUUUUUAACGAAGCUACGGGAUGCUAAAAAUGCAGAUAAAAUUUAACGAAAAUUUCAAUUUGUGUAUACAUAUCUCUAUUUAUUGACACGAUGUAUCAACGACGUGUUUUUUUCUGACGCAAUUCGAAAAACUACGGCUGUAUAUGGCAUAUAUAUAUAUAAACACGAAAUAAAUACUAUUGUGUUUAUUUUAAUAAACGUAUAUUUCUAAUAAAAGUAAAGUAGUAUAGUUGAGUUAAUUUUAAGAAGCCUGUUUCUUUUUUAUCAAUUCUUUAUUUAACUCGUAUAACGUGGCUGAUAGUAAUGAAAAAAUUACAUUUUUUUGUAAAAAAUAAAUCGUGUAAUAAAUGAAAUAUAU